Oncorhynchus nerka (sockeye salmon) is the source of this 3276-nucleotide messenger RNA. RefSeq names its product bone morphogenetic protein 6 (gene bmp6). Gene Ontology annotation, molecular function: growth factor activity; cytokine activity. The record is from RefSeq and is a predicted model, not a curated record. Gene Ontology annotation, cellular component: extracellular region. Gene Ontology annotation, biological process: BMP signaling pathway. The transcript is spliced from 7 exons. The coding region runs from base 489 to 1772 and encodes 427 amino acids. Lineage: Eukaryota; Metazoa; Chordata; Actinopteri; Salmoniformes; Salmonidae.
CCCGUUACUCAGAACUCAUACUCAUACACUGCAGAUACACAUUCAACCGGUGGAAUUGAGGAAACUUCAAGUUAAGGGGUUAUUUCUUCUACGCAACAUUGGGAAAUAUUGUAUUUAAGAAUUAAAUACAUACAGUAGAGUACAAUGGUUUCUUUCAGAGUUAUAUUUUUACCAGAAAACAUGUCGUGUAACUUUUAAUUUUGACUGGGUCUGACUUGGACUUACCGAAGCGUUCAUAAGUUGUUUUACAUGCUGCCUUUGACGCAGAAAGCCGAGCUGUGGACUUGGAGACUUUUCAGAAAUUAUGAAGACCAAUUUUACGAACAUUUUUUGUUGGAUGAUAUUGCAUAAUGCGUGAAUGAUUCUCGAUUUAUUUCAAAGGAGCUACUUUAGCUUUCAGUGAGAACAAGGAGCUAAUUUGAAGAAAAACAAUUGAAACUUAUUGAAACCGUACGUCAGAGACACACUGACUAGAAACUGGACAUACAAUGACAAGCUGUUGGUUUGCCUUUGUGGGUUUGUGGUGGAGCGCUUAUUGCAUGUUCCUUAUUGCAGGUAGCAAUUAUUUAUUCGAUGGGAACAACGAGGUACACCCAAGUUUCAUUCACCGGCGGUUGCGGACUCACGAAAAGAGAGAGAUGCAGAAGGAGAUCCUCUCCAUCCUUGGACUUCCACACAGACCCAGACCGCAUCUGUCACAUGGAAAGUACAACUCCGCUCCGCUCUUCAUGCUGGAUCUUUACAAUACGAUAUCCAGCGAGGAGAAAAACGAAGUGGAGGGCAUGUUGGAACAGUACCAGUCCAUGUACACCACCCAAGGUCCCCCUUUGGCAACAUAUCAGGAGAAUGCCUUCCUAAAUGACGCCGACAUGGUGAUGAGCUUUGUCAAUUUGGUGGAGGACGAUAGAGAGCUGUCGCCACACAGACGGCACCACAAGGAGUUCAAGUUCAACCUGUCCCAGAUCCCAGAGGGAGAGGCCGUCACCGCCUCCGAGUUCCGCCUCUACAAGGAGUGUGUGAGCCGGACCUUCCGCAACGAGACCCUCCUGCUCAACGUCUACCAAGUGGUACAGGAGCACCCCAACAGGGAAGCAGACCUGUUCCUGCUGGAGUCUCGCAGGCUGUGGGCGGCCGAGGAGGGCUGGCUGGAGUUUGACAUCACGGCCACCAGUAACCUGUGGGUAAUGAGUCCCCACAACAACAUGGGCCUCCAGAUCAGAGUGGAGACCAGCAGUGGGCGGAGCAUUAGCUCCAAGGAGGCGGGGCUAGUUGGUCGUGACGGAGCGCUGGAGAAGCAGCCCUUCAUGGUGGCCUUCUUCAAAGUCAGCGAGGUGCACAUCCGCACCGCCCGCUCCACCAACAAGAACCGCAACAAGAACCGCAACCGCCCCACACAGCCCCAGGAAGGAGGCUCCAGGGGCCCAAGCCCAGCAGAAUACAACAGCAGUGACCAGAAGACAGCCUGUAGGAGACAUGAGCUCUACGUCAGCUUCCGGGAGCUGGGCUGGCAGGACUGGAUCAUUGCACCUGAGGGCUACGCAGCCAACUACUGUGACGGAGAGUGCUCCUUCCCCCUCAACGCCCAUAUGAAUGCCACCAACCAUGCCAUUGUGCAGACACUGGUCCACCUCAUGAAUCCGGAGAACGUGCCCAAGCCCUGCUGCGCCCCCACCAAGCUGCACGCCAUCUCCGUGCUCUACUUCGACGACAACUCCAAUGUCAUCCUGAAGAAGUACAAGAACAUGGUGGUGAGGGCCUGUGGCUGCCACUGACGACCGCCAAACUGCCGCGUCACCAUGGUCACCUGGCCAUGGGCUGCAGCGGAGACUGUGUGCACACGACAUCAUGGGUCUGCCUGUUUGUGAGUGUGUGUUGUGUACUACCCUCUCCUCUCCCAUACUCAGGGCGAGGAAGGAACUGAUAAAUGGACCAGACCAAUGUGCUGCUCCCCCCCCCCCUUUCAAAACUAAGUGGUGUUGAAGUUCUCAGACGGCUAAUGGCCCAUUACAGCGAAACAACUCGACGGCGUCGGGGAAUUGACUCAAUGUUAUCUCAAUACUGACAGCCAACCUGUUACAUGAUGUCAGAUGUAGUCUAAUGACACAAAACAUGUUGAAAUCCUUUUAUAGGACCACAGGGGAAAAGCAUUAGCCUAACUACACCAAUUUUAAUAGAGAUGUAUGUAUAUUGUCUGACUAACCAAAGCCUGAUUUUAACAUGAACAAUCUGCUGAAAUAUUCAUGAAAUGUAUGCCACGAUACAUUACAGUUAAUGUAAAAAGAUCCAGAUAUUUCCUACUCCUCUUUAUGGAUUGUACUCAGUUCUUCCGCCAUAUUCACCUGGCUUCCAAAAAUAUAAUAUGGGCCGAACGGAAACAACCACAUACUAUUUUAGUUGUGAACUCAUCAAAAUAUCUUCAUUGGGUCAAUAUUUGCCAAGCUCAUGCUGGGUGUUCACCAAGCUGGUUCAACAGGUAGCAGGUUGUGGCUUAACUGAUGGACUGCUCUAAAGAGGAUGACAUUCACCUCAUCCCUUGGACAUCCCGCAAACUGUCAUUUCCAUGUUAUUCCACUCACUGAGUUAACAUAUCCCCAAAAAUUGUGGGAAAAUCUAUUUGUUGGUCAAACCAGCUGAACAAAUGUUUUGAACCAGCUUUCUGAAAUUAGCUUGGGUUUGACAUUUUGAUUUGGUUCAUUUCAAAGUAAUUGCUACUGUCGAUUCAUUUACGGAUCGGGGCUCUAUUCAAUCCGUUAUUGUGGAAGUUCAGCAUUACAGCGUGAUUGAAAUUUCAAAGGCAACAUUUCUGCAUUCACGGUAAACGCUGAAUGUCGGUUCAAUUGAAAAUGACCUUUACAUUUCUAUUGCACAAUCUGUAAUCACUUCCUGAAUUGAGCCCAAUCCUGAUAAAAAAGAAUUCAACUUUGUGCCUAACCAAUCAGAAAUCACAAAAUAUACCUCUAGUAAGCUGCUGUUUACAUUUCUUGUGGUCAUGUUUAGACUUACUUUUGUGUGUAAAUACGUGUACAUUUUCAGCUUAUUUAUUGCACCACUUAAUCACAUGCCAUAUUACAGAGAAAAACAAACAAAUUAAAAAUACUAUUUUUGGAAAAAGACAUUUUAUUACAAAAUCUCAUGUUACAACUUGCCUUUUUUUUUAUUUGAUUUUUUACAAAAAUCAUGGGCAGUGUCAACCCACUCACAAAAACAAAAUACUGCUUUCCUUCACUGGAGUCUGCCUAGACCAUGUACUAUCCAUAAAGAUUUUACUGACAAUAA